Messenger RNA from Selaginella moellendorffii, 2453 nucleotides. Its product is annotated as protein TPX2. Gene Ontology annotation, molecular function: microtubule binding; protein kinase activator activity. The record is from RefSeq and is a predicted model, not a curated record. Gene Ontology annotation, biological process: activation of protein kinase activity; regulation of mitotic spindle organization; mitotic spindle assembly. Gene Ontology annotation, cellular component: nuclear microtubule; mitotic spindle. Bases 121 to 2136 code for a protein of 671 amino acids. The transcript has 19 exons. Lineage: Eukaryota; Viridiplantae; Streptophyta; Lycopodiopsida; Selaginellales; Selaginellaceae.
UCUUCUUCUUCUUCUUUCGAGAGUCCGCGGCCGCGAUCUUCACUAGGUUUUGUGUAGCCGUUGUUCUGAUCGAUCGGGGGAGCUGGAGUGUGAGUGAGGAUCGUCGAGAUUUCGGGCUCGAUGGCGAGCGAGGAGUUUGUUCUUGAUCCGAAAUACGAGUUCUCUGCGCCUAGGUACCAUGAUUUCGUCGCCGGCGAGUCGAAGAUGGACAUUGACGAGGCGGAGCACUGGUUUGAGAGCGCCAGGGGCUACGAGGAUUCGCCUCACGCGGACAAGGCGAAUGGCAGUGAGGCUGUCCCUAGCAGCGCCAUGGACGACAUUGAAAACAUGGCUCCAGCGCCAGUCAAAGUGAUGCCAGCAACCGUGAUAGAAGUUCCAAAGCCAAGCCCGCUCAAGGAAAUCUCUGUGAAUGUUGUGGAUUGCCCCUCUACAACCACGCCGUUUAAGCGGCCGCUUUGUUCCAACGCUAGCAAGCAUGGCCAGGCUCUCACGGCGCCUAAGAAUUCAAUGCGAAGCUUGACAAGAUAUGCUCGAGAUACUGUAGUGAAGAAGAUGAAAAAGAGUAUCGAGAUGGUGAUGGGCACGGAUGAAAACGCAAACAAGAAACAAAAGGUGGAAACCGGAUGUGUAAAGCAGGGAGGAAAACCGGGUUCGCCUUUCAUGUCGCUGGCCGAGAAAGUUCUAAAGUUCCAGAUUAAAACCCCUGAGAGAUUUCGUAAUCACUCUCAACAGGAGUUGUCCACUUCUUUAUUGCAACAUCAAAAGUCGGCACUGAAGCUAACAGUACCAAAAGAACCGGAACUCGAAACUUCUCAUAGAGCUCGGCCCCCAAGAGUUAAAAGCACCGCUGAACUUGAAGAGGAAAUGUUGGCAAAAAUUCCGAAGUUCAAAGCCCGACCGAUGAAUAAGAAGAUUUUUGAAGCUCCUCAUGUUCCUGCUAUCUCAAAACGUAAUGCACAACAACCAGAGUUCCAGGAGUUCCAUUUGAGAACUACGGAACGUGCCUUGCAACACAUAUGUUCUGCAUCGGAGGCUUCGGUGUCAGAUGUAAAUGAGAGACGGAAGUCUGCUCCCGGCGACCUCAGAGAACCUCGUGAGCCGCAACUUCAUACAGCUGCCAGAGCACGUCCAACAAAGGUGAAAAGCAGAGAGGAAAUGGAAAUAGAGGAACUACAAAAGGUGCCAAAAUUCAAAGCACGUCCUCUGAACAAGAAGAUCUUUGAAAGCCGAGGCGAUCUGGGCAUUUUCAGAAGUCAAAAGCGCCAACUUACAGUCCCGGUGGAAUUUCAUUUUGCUACUGAUGAGCGAUGUCAACAUCCAUCUAAUGAUCAUGAUACUACUAUAACUGAAAAGCUCGAAAAGGAGGCACAUUGUCCAGCGGGUCCAACUGUACCUCGUCCGUUCCACCUUGUGACAGAGCAUCGUGGAGAAGCAAACAAAACGAGGUUCAUGCAAGAGCUGUUUGAGCGAGAACUAGAGGAGCGUAACUUAAGAGUCCCUAAAGCAAAUCCUCUUCCUUUCACUACGGACAUUCCAGCGAUUCCACCAAAGCCACAACCGAAGGACUGCACGAGACCCGAGCCGUUUGAACUUGAAAGCCUUGUGAGACACGAAGAAGAACUUCAAAGGAAAGCCGAGGAGCUCGCCAGACUUGAGCUUGAAGAAGCGGCAAUGAGGCAAUUCCAUGCUCAACCAGCUCCAGUCUUUGACUUCGUUUUUAUGCCUGAACGAUCACGCGCUCCUCUUACUGAGGUCCAAGAGUUUUGUUUCCGAGCUGAAGCUCGUGCGGCAGAGCGGGCAGAAUUCGAUAAAAAGGUGAUGGAGAAGCAAAAUCAUUACAAGCACAUCAGGGAAGAACUCGAGGCUGCGAGAAGAGUAGAAGAAGGCAAACUAGUGAAAGCUCUUCGAAGAGAGAUGAUCCCGCUAGCCAGGCCCAUGCCUGUCUUUGGCAAACCUUUCGUUCCGCACAGAUCCAAAAGAGAACCGACGCGAGCUAUAUCACCCCGGCUAAGAGUUCUCGACCGGAAAGAGCGCAGGCAAUCGACGCAGCAGAGGCAAUCGAACGAGAGAAGAAGAUCCGUGGAGCUGAGGCGGGCUUCCACGAUGAGCGCCCAAAAGAAGGCCCAGAUGAGGUAAAAGCAGUGACGGAUCGAGAUAUUCAUCCAUCUUGGCUGGAUCUCUCUGGCCACUUCGCUAUCGAUCUUCGCUAUCGAUCGAGCAGCGGGCGCUCAAGAUUUGCGAACGAAGCCAACACUGCGUUGUCAAAGAAGAGCUUGACGUCGGCGUUCCAAGAAGUUGGGAAGCAUGGUUUGACUUAGAGUUGACCAAUGUUUGACUAGGCUCUUAAGUCUUGGACAGGAACGCAGCCAAUCACUACAAAACUCCUUUGCAUCCUGUUUGUGAAAUUCAUUAACUGUCCAGAUAUUUGAAGUUUUUGAUGCUUAUAUCUCAAA